AUGGCAACCUGUGCCGGGCCUAGACCAGAGGCUCCCAACAACGAUGCCGGAGUAGAUUUUAUAUCUACUCAUCCAUUUGUCAAGGCAGCAGUUCAAGAAAAGAUUCGUGGAACAAUUUUUGGAUCUGCAUUAGGGGACUGUAUUGGUCUAUACACAGAAUUUUUGUCCAAACAGAUUGCCAAAGACGCAUACCCUCAGGGUAAAUUUCAGCUGGUAUAUCCACCCUCUAAAUUCCGAAAUGAUGGACAUAGAAACAAAUUUGAGCUUAAAGCAUGGACAGAUGAUACAGACCAUGCCCUUUUGAUACUCCUCUCGUAUCUACACCACAACGGUCAAAACUUUUCUGCUUUCGAUAUAGCAGAACGAUUGAAGAUUUGGGUCACGCAAGGGUUAAGAGCUCUGGACCGGCCUCCCUGUGGCAUAGGAAAAACAGUCGGCUCGAUUGUCCUGGAUAAGGAAUAUCUCACUGACCCAAGCCAAAAGGCACAUCAAUACUGGGUUAAAGGCGGUAGAAACAUUGCACCAAAUGGAUCCUUGAUGCGAACACAUCCGCUCGGUAUCAUAUGUCUUGCCUCUAGCCUCGAUAAAACGUUCCAGGUUGCCACAAAUUUCUCUCUAAUUACUCAUGCGGAUCCAAGAUGCGUUCUGGCAUGUUGCAUUUCCACAGGAUUAAUUCGCGGGAUCCUGAGGGGCGAAAUUCUGGAUGAGAGCAGCCUGGAUGAUCUCAUGGAAGAUGCUUAUAGAUGGGUAGGCUUGUGGAUCCGAGACGUUCGACUUGCCAAAUCUAGAGAGCAAGAACUGAGUGAAAAUGAAACAUCUGAGCCUGACGCCCGUGAGUUUCUUGACAAAGAAGAGUUUGAUAAGCAUGUCUAUGCAAAAGCCUUUUCAGACCUGCAGCUCGAUGAUUCAUACAAGAUCCUACUACGCCGUCGUCCGUCCACUGUCGACCUGGCCCUCACCGAGGAGCCCGGUGCACUUCUUGGAUGCUGGUUAGGGUAUAACUCUCUUCCUUCUCACUGGAGAGAUGGUAUGGAUAACCAUGACUGGCUUAUGCAAAAGUGCAACGCCCUUAUCCAGACAAUAGGUGUCGGGAGCGAAGCUACUCCGUCAUAUGAUGGAAAAUCGGACCCUGAUACCUCCCCUGACGGAGGCAAAGGACUUAUGAGCGAUGAAGAGCUGGGAAAAAGGGACAGUGACAUGAUGUUCAGGUAUAUGACUCGACAUGCGGAAGGGGUGGCAGAAGAGAAGGCGCGCUUAAAGGCAGAGGAGAAGCAGAAAAAGGGCUGGAAGAGUUUUUUGGGGUGA
Molecule: messenger RNA, 1305 nt
Organism: Microsporum canis CBS 113480
Lineage: Eukaryota; Fungi; Ascomycota; Eurotiomycetes; Onygenales; Arthrodermataceae
Exons: 6
Coding region: 1-1305 (434 amino acids)
Source: RefSeq, a predicted model, not a curated record